Molecule: messenger RNA, 1702 nt
Organism: Racocetra persica
Lineage: Eukaryota; Fungi; Glomeromycota; Glomeromycetes; Diversisporales; Gigasporaceae
Source: the annotation of a GenBank genome assembly
CAUUAUUCGUGACGAAACACAGAUUGAGAUGGGCAUGAAAAAUUUAGAGGGAGCACAAUCGAUUGAUUUGGAAAGAAAUCGAGGAGAAAUGUUAGCCCAAAUAGGUGAAUUAGAAAAACAGAAUGAAACACCUGAAUUUAAAGAAGCCUUAGAACUAUACUUCAAGCCGAGGGGGACAUGGAAUGUGCCAAUUAUUAAGGAUUUAGGUGAUAAAAAGGUAAUGAAUUUCGAAAAAAUAGAAGGUGAUGUAGAAAAAGUAGUUGAUUAUUUUUUGACCUCAAAAGAUAAGCUCACUCCACAUGAUAAAGAGAUUCUGGAGGAUAAAGCCACUGAAUUUUUGAUUAAACAAGAAAACAAAUCACUAAUUGAAAAAGUUAACAGUUUUUUUGAACCAGUGAAUCAAUUAACUUUGGAGAAUAUAAAUGUCUUGAAUGUAGCAGUUGAUCAAUUUUUAACUUUAAAGGAUAAGAACGCUGUGAAAAUUCUGGAGAAGGGAUUAAAUGAAUUCUUGGGAUCACCAAAAGAAAGUGUAUUAAAAAACGUAGUCAGUAAUUCGUCGGAAAGCUUAUUUAAGAAUAAACUAUACUCAGUUUUAGUGCAUAUAACAACUAAAGAGGAUGUGGAAGUUUUAAAAGAAGCAUUAAAAGGCAAAAAAGAUUUGAAAAAAACUGUCGAUGAAUAUCUGACUUUAAAAGCUAAAGAGGUUUUGGAAACAGCAGUAAAUAAACUCCUAACCUUGAAGCGUAAAAAGGUACUAUUGAUAUUAGGUAGCGGAUGCACAGGCAAAUCGACGUUUAAUCGUUAUCUUGCUCGUCGUCUAUGGCAAUCUGUCAAACAAGACAUGACGCAACCCAUUCCUUUAUUUAUCGCAUUAGCGCCAUUAGAAGAAUUUAUAAAUAAAAAUCAAGAUUUUAUUGAAGUCUAUUUGCGGGAAAAAGGCAAACUAACCACGGACCAAAUUAAAGAAUUACGUAAUAGGAAGUUUGUGUUUAUUUUAGAUGGUUAUGAUGAGAUUGCUGAACAUGAACGUCAUUGCUAUCAUAGCAAUAUGUUCUCUAAAUGGAAAAAUGCGAAAAUUAUCAUCAGUUGUCGACCAGAGUACUUAGAUGUAGGCUAUGAAAAAAGGUUCUGGCCUGAAGAAAACGAAGAAAGAGGGUUUCAGGAAAUAACGCUUACACCAUUUUCGUGGAAUGAAAUAAAACAAUAUAUCAUAAGAUAUGUUGAUUACUCCAAGAAGAAUAGUAGGCCACUGCCAUUGAACGCAGAUACAUAUAUACAGCAAAUAAAAAAUAUACCGCAAAUAGAAGAUCUUGUGUGCAAUCCCAUUCUAUUAAAAAUUACUUUGACUGUUUUACCAGACCUUCUCGGAAAAAUAAAAACAUCUCAAAUAAGUCGUAUAGUUCUGUACGACGAAUUUGUUAUGAAAUGGUUUGAGCGUGCUCAAGACCGCUUGCUAAAGAUUCAACUAAAACCUAAAGAACUUAAAGAGUUUAAUCGUUUAAAUGUAGAUUUUACUGAACAUUGUUUACAAUUUGGUAAAGAAUUUGCUUUCAAGAUGUUUAUGGACAAUAACAAAGUAGUUGUAAACUAUGAUCCAAUAAAUGAGAAGAUUACAUCCAACUGGACAAGGCUUUUAGGGAAAACAGAUGAAAAAAUUCGCUUGAUUCGUUUUAGCAUGCCAUUAAUUCGACGUGGAAAUUAA